ACAUAAAUAGCCUUUAUAGGGGAUAAAAAAAAAAAAAAUUGCUCCUUCAGUGACCUCAUUAAUUCAUUCCGGCAGGCAAAGGAAAGGAUCCCAAGCAAGGCAAAAUCAUCAUUCUUCAAGAAUGUUUAAUUUUAGCAGAAUGAAGUGUCUUCUUCUUCUUCUUCAUAGCUAGCCUUCAUUCUUCCUUGGACUAUCUCAUUCUUUCUUAUGCUUGGACAAUUUCUACGCUUUAAUGGGAAAUCUAAAGUAUCUGGUUUUGCCUUUUUAUUUGCACCUUCCUUUGCUAGGAUAUGGAUGCAGUUUGAAAUAGCUUUUGUAAAUAACCUCCUUUAUGAAUCCAGGCCUCCUGCAGAGCUAUGUAGUCCACCAAGCAAACCAGGAAACAAGACAAGCAGGGGUAGCGCCCUUAAAGUGAAAGCAUAAAAGAAUCUUUCCUUGGGUUGCCAGCACCAUGCAAGCAGCAGAAUCAGGGAACCCUUUCAUGGGGAGACAUCGAACUCAUGGCACCUUUGAACACUGAACACUCAAAAAGACAAGCAAGAAAAGCAAGGCAAUAGCUUAUCAUUCUUGGAAAGAGUUGACUUGGGCAAAAUGAAGUUUCUGCUUCUUCCUAGCCAUCAUUCUUAACUGGAUUACAUUCUUUCUUUUGGUUGGACAAUAUUUCCAAUUCAUGUUCAUCUGCAAUUUCUGUGUUUUAAUGGGAAAUCCAAACUCCAGAGUAGGCUACUUGCCUUUGGAUUUCCACCUUCCUUUGUUAGGAUGCAGUUUGAAAGAGCUUUUGUAAAUAACCUCCUUUAUGAAUAUACAGGAGAGAAGAGAUUUUAGAGACAAAAAGAGAGUGAUCUAUGUUCAAUCUUUCUCACUCACACACGCACACACCUUAAGGAAUUUCAAUUUGCGCAAUAAAGCAUAAUUGAUGCA
This is a messenger RNA of Rubroshorea leprosula, 921 nucleotides long. Lineage: Eukaryota; Viridiplantae; Streptophyta; Magnoliopsida; Malvales; Dipterocarpaceae. The record is from the annotation of a GenBank genome assembly.